Messenger RNA from Ictalurus furcatus (blue catfish), 5350 nucleotides. RefSeq names its product scavenger receptor class B, member 2a (gene scarb2a). The record is from RefSeq and is a predicted model, not a curated record. Bases 409 to 2001 code for a protein of 530 amino acids. Gene Ontology annotation, molecular function: scavenger receptor activity. The transcript has 13 exons. Lineage: Eukaryota; Metazoa; Chordata; Actinopteri; Siluriformes; Ictaluridae. Gene Ontology annotation, cellular component: membrane; lysosome; cytoplasm. Gene Ontology annotation, biological process: receptor-mediated endocytosis; protein targeting to lysosome.
UGACUGCCUUCAGAGACAGAGUAGUAAAAAGGGGGUUGUUCAGGUCCUCCUCCGGCACUCUGCGCUUUAACCUUUAGCUGAUAAAGUCAAUUCUGUAGCAUCAGACUCUCUCUCACACACACUUCCUUCUCCCGUUACUCGGUGUGGGAGAGUUUGGUGUUUCCAACGUAUAUGACAAUGUCGUAUGUAACUUUAGAGACGGUCCCUUAAUUUCCGCGAAUAUCGAAUAUUGAAUAUCGAACGUACUUUAUUCCAGUGUUCUAGAACGCUAACUGUAAUUUACACACCGGGUUCCGCAGUGAUAUUCCGAGCUGAGGACGAGUCCGUUAUAACCGUUAUAACCGUUAUUUCUCCUCUGAAGAUUUUUACAUUUAAAUUCAGUAUUAGCUAUAUCUAAUUUUAGCCAACAUGAGAAGAUCUUGUGCCAUUUACGCCACCGGGAUUGUGUGCGCUCAUAUGCUCAUAGUGGGAAUCGCCCUGAUGGUGGCUCAAGUCUUCCAAACAAUGAUUCAGGAGAGGAUAAAAAAGGAGAUCACCCUGGGUGAAAACAGUCGAGUACUGGGUGGCUGGAUAAACCCUCCACCCCCAGUUUACAUGCAGUAUUUCUUCUUCAAUGUAACUAACCCUGAAGAGUUCUUGGCUGGCACGGCAAAGCCUCAUGUCACACAAAUGGGACCUUAUACAUACAGGGAAUACAGGCCCAGAGAGAACGUGACAUUCUUGGAAAAUGGCACCAAGGUCUUUGCCACGAAUCCCAAGAGUUUCGUGUUUCUUCCGGAAAUGUCUGUCGGAGACCCUGAGGUGGACCUCUUGACCACUCCCAACAUCCCAUUCAUAGCCGUCAUGAAUGAAAUGCAGUCCUAUUCUUUUGUCAUCCGCCCGUUGGUUUCUAUAUACAUAAAAUCUCUGGGUGUUGAAAUGUUCAUGACGCGCACCGUGCACGAGUUUCUGUGGGGUUUCAAGGAUCCACUGAUGGCUAAACUUCAUGCCUUGAAGCCUGAGGUGGAUGAAUACUUUGGCCUCAUGUACAAGAAAAAUGGAACCCAUGAAGGUGAAUUUGUCUUCCAUACUGGAGAGAAAAACUACAUGGACUACGGCAAGAUCGACACCUGGAACGGAAUAAGAAAGAUGACCUGGUGGUCAUCGGAGCAGAGCAACAUGAUUAACGGCACAGAUGGCAGCGUGUUCCACACCUUCCUGUCCAGAGACGAGCUGCUCUACAUCUUUGCUGCGGAUCUCUGCAGGUCGAUCCAUCUGGGAUAUGUGCAUGAUACCGAGGUGAAGGGGAUUCCAGCAUUCCGCUUCGCUCCUCCCCCCGAUGUCCUAGCUGCUCCGGAUGAGAAUCCCUCCAACGCUGGCUUCUGCGUGCCUGCUAAUCAAUGCCUGAGUAAAGGAGUGCUUAAAGUCAGCGUGUGUCGUGAAGGAGCACCUAUAGUUGUUUCAUUCCCACAUUUCUACCAAGCUGAUGAGAAGUACAUUGAUGCCAUUGACGGGAUGAGCCCAAACAAGGAAGAGCACGAAACAUACCUUGACCUUAACCCGACGACUGGGGUCCCUAUUCGUGCCUGUAAGAGAGCCCAGCUCAAUGUUAUCAUGAAGAGGGUACCUGGCUUCCCUCAGACACGUCUCCUGAACGAAACCAUCUUCCCUAUUAUGUAUGUCAAUGAGACGGCAACCAUCGAUGAUGCCUCUGCCUCCCAAAUGAAAACUCUGCUGCUGAUCAUAACAAUAGUGUCUAACUUCCCUGUCAUCAUUGUGGGCAUGGGUGCCAUUUUACUGCUCAUCUUCAUUUUCUUGGUGUGCAGGAACCGUCAAAGAAAGAAUGAAGUAAAACGUAUUGAUUUUACCGAAGCUUUUCAUUCUUUUGCUACGUCGAAAGACGAUACGGCCUACACUCCGGUCAGCAACAAAUCGGACGAGUCUCCUGAAUCCCACAGCAACCAGCCUCUGAAGAACGGCUCCUACAUCGCCAUGUCACCAGUGGAAGCUCAGAAGUGUUGAUAAAGAUCACUGUGUGGUGUUCCCGUUAAGGGGAUCCACAUGUGUGACUCUCUCUUCCGCUUUUCACCUUUUGAUUCUUUCCACUGUGCAACAUGUUCAGGCAGGUCAGCUCCUGGAAACACCACUGUCGAACAAGACACCACUUCUUUCUACAGCCGUCUUGAUGGACCCACCUUUCCUCUGCUGACGGUUUUUUUUUUUUUUUUUUUUCUUUCCUCUUUUUCUUUUUUUGCUGUUCAAGCAUGGCCUUCUCGACCUGCCAUAUUUUUUGACAAGAUUAAAAUCGUACUACUCGAAAACGUGCUGUUUAUCUAGUCAUGUCCUCCAGGUCUACUGACUCUGACACUAUUGUUGACUACACACAAAGUGAAUUAAUAACACCUGCUCGCCUUUUGGGACCAUAUGCCCAUGUGCAUGUUCACCAGUUUGUAGUUCCUGUUUAAACCCUGUUUAUUAGGACUGUGAACAAAGAGCAAGUGUUUUUGCGUGAACAUAUCCAGGCUGCUAGCAGGAGCCAUCUUGAACACCAGUGUUUGGGCCUUGGCAAGGCUGUUAAAAUGUACGAUGAAAGUUUAUUGCCACACUACUGUAUUGAAGUCUGCGCACCUGUGCGUUAGACUUCAUCUAACAAAGCUCUUUAUUUGCCAUAUCUUAACGUUUCCUAGAAUAUAAGGCAAACUUUAUUGUUUGUCUCAUCAAAGAGUUUUUAAAAAGCUAAAGGGUUUAGUGCAGUCAUGGUCGUGGGGUGUGAUUGUGUGCGUGUCUGGGGUUUUUGUAUAUAUGUGUAGAAAGGCAGGCAUGUUGGUGCUUGCGUACGUGCUGUGAGCUGAUUUCUGAAGAGCAGCGUGCUCUCUUAAGCAUCAUACAGUGCCAAGUAACGGUCACUAAAUUUCAAAGGUCCUUAGUAAAAAAGUUAAAAUGUCUGGAUAAACUGCCUGUAGGGUGCUCACUCCUUCAGCCUAUGCCCGAGUCAGAGGGUCUCCUCUUUUGUGCUGUGAAAACGAGCUUUCGUUCCUCUUUUCUGAAAGGAAAGGAAAAGCAAGCUUACUUAUCGCGCAAGUGAGACUUGAACCCGCUCUCUGCCUUACACGUGUGAGUUUGCUGUGCGAAUGGGCUUUUGUAAUAAAGUAGCGUCAGACCGCCUGCGAUCAAAUCCAGUCUGUAGUCCAAACAUCGGCAAGUCCUCAAUCAAGCCCUCGUGUCCUGUUUAAGGCGUCUAAUCUCCAACUCAGAGAAUGCACAACUAGAUUGACCUCCUUUACUCAGGCGGUUUGUUUACAGCCUCUUAUCUCUAGUGACUUUGAGGGCUGACGACUGAAAAAAUCCAGUUCUGUAUGUUGUGUGCACAUGUUACUUCAGUUCAUCUCUGUGAGGCAAUAGGCGAAUUAAGACCCAUGAUCGAUAGAUCUGGCACUUUGAAACACUGUAUGUCCUGUUGAAUUUGUUGCUGUUGAUUCUAUCCAUGAUGUUGAAACCUGAUGCAUUUGAGAAGAGAGUUUAAAUGCCAGAAAAAGUCUACUUGGCAAAGGGAAAAAAGUGCACUUUUGCUUUAAAAAAUGGUCCUGCACAUUUUGUGUAAUUCAGUGCAGUGGUCCUCACUUGCAUUUCAGAUACGUGCUCAAAUGUCAGUUUAUCUGUGUAUGCUUUAAUUUUCUCUCUGUAUCUCCUUUUUGUUUUGUUUUUUCUUUGUAUGUACUGAUACAAAGUCUAGUCUUCUUCUUCUGCAUAUCAUUUCUGCUAACAAAUGCUGCACAGCAGUACAGUUGUAUUAUUAUGAAAAGAGUUUCAUAUUCAUUUGAACAAAGUCUGAUUUAUUAUGGAGCCAUACCACAUUAAAUGUGGUACCAUCUUAAAUUGUGAAUUAUCUGUCCAUAAGCUCAGAUUUGGAAAUGUUACAUUCUACAUCUUUUCUGUUAUUUGUUGGUACCAAGGCCUAUGUUUCAUUCAGUAUUGUGCCGAACCGUUUAGACCUGAAUUGAAAUUUUGAACUGGAAGAGGAUAGCAGUGUGCAUACUGAGUGUUUUAGCGUUCUAGCUAGUAAACAAACAGAGGUGUGAGGAAAGUAACUGGAACGUUUAGGCGAACACCUAUGGCCUUCUUGUUGUGCUUUUGCAGUCAGUACACAGAUUUCCAAUAAUGGCCUUAAUAAAAGAUUAAGCUUAGAAAGCUGUGGAUGAGUCUGCUGGUCCUCAUUACCCCAAAGUGGAAUAUUCCACUUGUCCUGACUUGAAUUUUUAAGCUCUCCAACCCGAGCCAUUUCCACACUGACUUCUACUGACUUUUGAGCCCAAACCUUCUCAUUGCUUCACUCCGCUGUACGCUCGACCAAAGAUAACCUUCUAGAUAUAGCUGUCUCUCAUUUAUUUGCUUUCACAGAUAGAGCUAUAGUGCCAUCAAUUUGGCAAUUUACAACAUUCAAGGACAAAAGGCAAAAGUAAGUCAACAGUGUUUUCCAGAUAAUACUAAGGGAGAUUUCUACAGCGUUUAUAACAACUCUCAGCGCUGCGACAAAACUCAGUAUUAUGUAUUGACACAGCAAUACAUUGUGUAAAGAGAAUUUUUGUAAAGCUUUUGUAUUCAAACACAUUUAUGUAACAUGUUCAGUGAUAUAUGUUCAUUAUCGGGACUUUGUAUAGUAUUAAUUCUUUUGGUUCUUCCUCGUUUCUAAUCUCACCCAAGUUUUUCUUUCUAUUUUCUUUCUUCCCUCUCCAGAGAUUAAUGUUGUUCUGAGUGUCGUUCCACAGUUGUGACGUUAAAACAGUGUGUGUAUAUGAUGUGUAAGUUCAGUGGCAGUGACUGAGAAGGCUUGUGUGUCUUUUCUCUAUAGGGAUGAGAUUUUGAGAGUAAUGACCGCAAGUUUCCUAAGAAGCCACUGCACUGUUUUAUCCGAUGUGGAGUGCUAUAGGAAGGCUGAGUGUCUGAGUGUAGUUUAAAGGGGGAUUGCCUUUGUGCCAUACUGGCACUAGAGAAUUGAACCUUAUUUUUUUUUACAUUUUUUUUUUUUUGGUCCCUUAGAUGAAUGACGCCCUCCUUCAGGAUGAUACUCUAGUGCCAUUACAUCAUUGUUUACUGAGUUUUAGGAAUUUACUAAAACGGUGUAGCAGAGUCAGUGUUUUCCAUCACCUGCAUUUCAGUUCACCUUCCCCAUGUGAUGAAGGAUGGUUUUGAUCAUUUCAUGAUAUUUGCUGCUGAAAAAGACAAUCCCCACCUUAUGUUAGGCGCAAUGUGUAUUUGAAAAUAAUAUCCAAUUUUAGUUUUGAAAAUUUACACUGCACAAAUGUUUCUGCAAUACCUUUUUGUAAAAUUUUUAGUGUCCUUUGCAAAAAAUAAAGUUGCAUUUACUGCAAAA